Chrysochloris asiatica (Cape golden mole) is the source of this 1152-nucleotide messenger RNA. RefSeq names its product family with sequence similarity 154, member B (gene SAXO2). Gene Ontology annotation, biological process: microtubule anchoring. Gene Ontology annotation, molecular function: microtubule binding. The record is from RefSeq and is a predicted model, not a curated record. Bases 1 to 1152 code for a protein of 383 amino acids. The transcript has 3 exons. Gene Ontology annotation, cellular component: centriole; axonemal microtubule; ciliary basal body. NCBI's taxonomy places the organism in Eukaryota, Metazoa, Chordata, Mammalia, Afrosoricida, Chrysochloridae.
AUGCCGUGGUCAGAUUAUCGUCCUUAUGAAAUAGUCAAACAGCCUCGCCAUGCACCAGAAGAAUAUAAGCCCAAAGCUGGGGAGAUUGAUCUUGGUACUACCUACAAACGGGAUUUUAAUUCUUAUAAAGUACAGCCUGUGUCGAUAGUCCGGCCUUUGGAAAGACAAGUUAAAAGAGGAAAGUUGGAAACUGUCCCUACCUAUAAAGAUGAUUAUAGGGCUUGGGACAUUCAGAAAAGUGAACUAUAUAAGCCAGAAGACACUUACCAGCCCCCUACUGUGAAAUUUGGAAAUUCAACUACAUUUCAGGAUGACUACAUUCCUCAGGAGAUAAAACCCAGGCAAAGCUUUAAACCAACCUUUGCAGUCAAGCGUUCCACAGUCCCUUUUCAUGGUGACACAAGCCAUCGCCUGGAUUAUGUCCCACAUCCACUAGAAUUCAAGUCUGCAAGGCCCAGAGAAGUUUAUAAGCCAGCCAGCCAAGCACUUGAGUCUGUCACAACACACCGCCAAGACUUUCAAGGUCUUGUCGGUGAAAUGGCUAAAAUCUGCAAACCUGCAUACAAUAGAGUGACCCAAAACGCUCAGUUUGAAGGAAGUACUGAGUUCCAAGACAGUUUCCAACCCUGGGAAAUCCCACCCCCUGUAGUCAAGAAGGCAGCGGAGUAUGUCCCACCUACAGGUACCAUGCAGUUAAACAGCACAAGUCAACUUGACUACGUUCCCUACCAGGUCCACCGUGUGGCUGCCAUAAGACCAGUUUCUCAUAGAAGGAACAACAAUGCUCCUUUCCAAGGGAAAAGCACCACGAAAGAAGAUUUCCCGGCCUGGGAAAGUUGUCGUCAAGGAAUUGUUAAGAGGCAACAGCAGAUUCCCAACCCAUCUGGAAAAUUUGACGGUCUGAGCACUUUCCAAUCUCACUAUGUGCCCCAUGAACUGAUUCCCACAGAGAGCUGCAGGCCUGUAAAUGCUGCUCUGUCGAGCUCUAUCCCGUUUGACGAUGUGACCAUGUACUCCGUAGAAUACACACCCAAGAAGCAGGAAAUCUGCCCUGCCAGCUAUCCCUCACCUCCAGGGUAUAUAUUUGAAAAUACAGAUUCCCAAGGUCAUAAAUUCUUCCGCAAGAUCACUCCCGCAGUGAAGGCCUUCUAA